This is a messenger RNA of Rhipicephalus sanguineus (brown dog tick), 1677 nucleotides long. RefSeq lists its product as uncharacterized. Bases 356 to 1441 code for a protein of 361 amino acids. Gene Ontology annotation, biological process: monoatomic anion transmembrane transport; citrate transport. NCBI's taxonomy places the organism in Eukaryota, Metazoa, Arthropoda, Arachnida, Ixodida, Ixodidae. The record is from RefSeq and is a predicted model, not a curated record. Gene Ontology annotation, molecular function: succinate transmembrane transporter activity; citrate transmembrane transporter activity. The transcript has 12 exons.
UUUAACUUCUUGACUAUACCGUGGAUCAACCCAUUCCAGGUCCAGGUUUAUGGGGCUACCAACGCCGAGGAAGAGCAGGCAGUGCGGAACGGUGUGUUUUCCCAGCUGGCCAUCUACUACACGUGUCUAGCCAUAGUGAAGGGCGCCAUCUUGUACAACAUCUUCGGUUUCUACAAGGAAUUCAAGGACAACCCGCCGUUAGCAGACGUCGUCUACGUGUUCAAUCCGCUGGCCAACCUGGGACUGCCCUUCGUCGUCGUCAACACGAAUCCACCACCACAAGGAGCGUCGACGAUUACUACGAAGUAGAAACCGCGCUAGCCGUUGCAUCUACAGCGUCCUGCUGCAGCUGCUGAUGUGGUCCUUCCACGUGGUGCCCAAGGCGGUCACCGGACUGCUGCCGCUGGUGGACGGACCACUGCUGGGCAUCAUGACCACCGGCAGCAUCGCGCCCGAGUACCUGUCGGAACCCGUGCUCAGCCUGGCACUGACGCUGAUGCUUCUGUCGGCCGUGGAGCAAGGAACGGACCUCGUUCCCAGACUGAGCUUGACACUGUGCGCCCGCUUCGGACUCCGGCGCCGGGCGCCCUUCGCGUUCGUCUGCUGCCUGGCAUUCCUGGGCGCCACGAUAGCUUCGGGCGCCGCGUUGGCCCUACCGCUCAUGUGGAUCACCGACCGGGUCCUGGAGUUUCUGCACGUCGAGCAGCUGGACCGACCAUUUCUUCUACAGACGCCCAGUUCCGACCGAAGGACAUCAAAACGGUCUUUGGACAGCUUGACCUCGCGUAAUGUCCGCGACGCCGAGACUCUCCUCACGCAGCUCGCCACGGAAGCACGUGGCGAUCCGAAGCGCGUUUCUCCUGUCCGUCGCCAUAGUGACAGCCUUGGGCAACAUCGUCAAUGUCGCUCGUCUUCCCUCGCGGAAGAUGUUGGCCAUACUGCCGACCAGCAGCACGGACGAAACGUUGCUGUCGGCUGGUUCAGUGGGAACGCUACAGUGGAUGCUCGUCGCCGUUCCCGGCUCCCUGGCAGCUUUUCUCAUCUGCUGCUGCUACUUCUACGCCUGGAACCUGUCGCAGUACGAGCCCAACGAUCCGGAGGAGAACGGUGUCGUGCAGAUGGCGGCCAGGACACGACUGAAACUUCUGAACACGCCUAUACCUGGGAAAAUCAGGCAACAGCGAUGGAGGCAGAAGCAUUACGUCAGCUGCGCUGCAUCAACGUACCUUAUGCUCUUCGUCGUAUCUGUGCUGUCCGACUUUCUCGCCGUCUAAUGGUGGGCAUGACGAUCAAGGUGGUGCUGAUAGCCAGCGUCCUGCUGUUCACGAGCACCACGGGUCCGCUGCUUCCCGCGUUGGCCAAUGCGGUCGAUGUGCACACACUUACGUCGAAGUCGACCACCGCUAUGCCGGCUGUCAAUUACUCGUUUCUUUCCUACUGAUAUUUUUGUCUUCAUCAUGCAAUAAUAUGCGCACCUCCCCUAUUCUGGAGAAACUUUAUGUAUAAUCGCUGAGCACACCAUUGCUCAACUGUAUGUUCAAUUAAAUGUUGCGAAAUAAUCGCGAGCUGACCAUUUCGAACUUGUAGCACUUCAUCAGCAGACACGCAUAUCGCGAACCACUGACAUUCAAACGGAUCUCUGCUGCUUCGUGACUCAGCGCUCGACCGACCCGCCGA